GUUAAUGGGAGGAAUCAUGGCAGCAGCUACAGGAAGUGCAGGCAGUGUUGCAUAUAUUGGAUUGAAGGGGAACUCACACGUGCUGUGGAAUAAGAUUUGUAAUAUUUUUGAUGAGUUCUGCCGCCAUGUUGGGAGCUCCACCUUACUUUCUCUCAUUGCGUCGGCUCUUCUUUUUCUUCUUGUCCUGCUCUCUGCAUAUUCUAUAUAUCGUCGCAGUCACUGAUCGGGAGUAAUUAGCUUGGUUUAGUUCUUAAUUAAGGAGUGAUUUUAUGUUUAAUCUGGUUGUUUAGAUGAUAGUAGUUAUGUGUUUGUUGGAAUAUUUUUAAUUAAAUUCUUGUAUGUUUUUUUUUCUUUUUUCUAUGUUUAAUUUAUAUAAUGAAGUCAUUCUACUGUUUUUACUUUUUUAGUUUAUUUUACUGUAAAAAUGUGGAAGAUUGUUUGAUAUUUGUUAAGAUCAAUGAAGUGUUUGUCAUUAA
Molecule: messenger RNA, 476 nt
Organism: Phalaenopsis equestris
Lineage: Eukaryota; Viridiplantae; Streptophyta; Magnoliopsida; Asparagales; Orchidaceae
Product: CASP-like protein 1D1
Source: RefSeq, a predicted model, not a curated record